AUGCCGCCUAAGGAGGAUAUCGGCUGGCUGGACAUUGGAAGGCAGGAAGAUUCUUGUCCCGCUAUCAUUAACAACGACCGACUGGAAAGCAUCAUUUCCCAAUUGAACAAGCCCGAAGAAAAGUAUCCAUCCGUCUGUGCAUAUUUAGGUGGCCGCUUUAAAGACCAUGUUCUCCAGAGGAUUUACCCAUGGAAUAAUAUCAAGCGCCAUGUCUCCAACUACCGGUUGAGGUUAAGAAGUGAUAUUGCUUCUCUGGGUUGCCGGCAGCCAAUCCUCUUUGUAGAUGGGGACAUUGGCCAAAACAACCGAAAAUCACCGCUGAAACGGCUAAGCGCCGGGGUGGGCCACCCCGUCCUUUGGGAGUGCGGCUCGGUCCAAGAUGUGCUCGUCGUUUUGUGGGCGCGAUUGGUAUUCUUGUUCACUGAUGUCAUUUGCAUAUUUUUAAGUGAUUUUCCUGACCACGAGAAAAUACUGGAGCUGUUGACAGUUUUUUCAAAGGCUCGGUCUGGCUACCCCGUUUUAGCCAAGCUUUUGCCCCGACUUUUGUUGAUAUCCGAAGGAAGACGAGAUGAUGGUAGAGGCAAUACCCCAGCAUUCACGUUGCACCAGACGCUACACGGGCCUGAAUAUACUAGUGUCUUCGAGUCCUUUUCGGGGAUUACAACAAUACAUCUAGAAGGAACGACGUUAUCUGAUACCGCGCGCUGCGAGCCAUUAAGAGCCCUUGUGGGACGUGAGCUUGACGCGAUGAGGUCCGUGCGCCAAAGGCAGCGUGUCCAGCCUAAUGGCAAGCACUUGGUGGAUCUAUUCCAGGCCGCAUUUCAGCAUAUUUUAGUGGAUCCUGACAUCCCGUUCGACCUGAUCCGGGUUACCCGGGCGAUCUACACAGUCAGUCCCCAUAUAAAGCAGAAUCUCGUUCACUACUUCGACGUUUGUAACAAGGCGGGGGUGCAUGGGCCGCAAGUCGCACCAACAAUCGCCUCUGCCGUGUUGAUGGACAAUUAUGUUCCUGGAAUGUUAAUGUUGGACCCACGCAUGGUUUUUCGGACUUUCUAUCGAUCGGCGAUCCUGGAGGCCUACAACGACCGCGCAUCCUAUUGGCCAGAUCUACCGUCCCACGAUCAGGCCAGUGGGGUGGAAUCGCAUCUCGUCGGUUUGUUUGAUACACUCAUACAAACCCAUCAAACAGCUGUUGAGGUCCGUAAACAUCAACUCACUUCCCAAAGCGGCUGGUUGUGCCGAAUACGAAGUAAUCGGAUUUGUGUGUACUGCUUAUUUCAAGCUGCACAGCAUGUCCUGGGUUGCGGGCACACGUUGUGCGACCGCUGCGCUCACAUUUUCGGCACACCUACCGCUGGACUGGAAUAUCAAUUCACGAUCCAAGGUUGUAUAUACUGUCUUUACCAGAGGCCCCUCGUCGCGAGCAUAUUGCCACCAACAAUGAGUCCAUCCGUAUUGGCUAUUGACGGAGGGGGCGUCAGGGGUGUGAUUCCCCUGGAGUUUCUCCUCCUCGUCCAGGAGCAUUUACAACCAUGUCGAAUCCAGGAUGUCGUGGACCUUUCUCUUGGCACGAGUUCGGGCGGCCUCAUCGCAAUUGGCCUGUUCAUCAUGUCAUGGGAUAUGUCCACAUGCUCGGAAACAUUCGAUAAACUAGCGCGACGGAUUUUUCGCACUAGACGUCGUUCUCCUUUUGCACUCCUCAAUUUCUCGUGUCGGAAUGGCUCGAUGCUUAGUAACGUGGGGAGAUGGCUUCACUGGCUGCUUCACGAUAGCUGUUACGAUGCUCAAGUCUUUGACGAUGCACUCAAAAGUGUGUUUGGCGAGAAUCGCCUUAUGUUUGGCUCCAGUCGAGACGAUCCGCGCGGAAGUCUCCAAUCCAGGUCUAAAAUUGGAGUGGUGACCACUAGCAUAUCUAGGGGAACAGAGGCAUUUGUAAUUGGCAAUUUUAAUACCGUUAGCGAGCCGGAGGACAAAGGGGGUAAGUGCCAGUGCCGAUCAUCUCUUCCUACGCUGUUAGCUCAUCUUCCCAUGUGGAUCAGAUACUCAAAUCCUCCGGCCACCCAAUCUAGCUCACGAGCCAAAUGUAUGGAAAGCCUAGAGCAACUGCUGCAGCCCCUUUGUAAUUUUUUUACCCCUGCAGAUCUACCAGGAAUCGGAUCCUUCCAAGACGGGGGAUUAAAACAUAACUUCGCGGGAGAGAUUGCUAGCCAAAUUUCCCAUUUGAUCUGGCCAGAGGCCAUAGGGUCCACUCGAUUGCUUUCUCUAGGAACUGGCGUCACUCAGCCCGAAAUCAACCCGACCCCUCACUUCCGUCAUGUAUUCCGGGAUAGUUUCAUUCGCCGUAGCUUUGAUGCAUGGAUGUCGACAAUGGACACAGAAGGUGAUUGGAGAAAACUGAAGGGUCAGCUCAAUGUGGCCGUCAGAUCCGAAUACCACCGCUUGAACGUUGAUCUGAGCGGAGAGUCCAAUGCCAUCGACAGCGUGGAAUCGAUGGAAGAUUAUCGAAACUUGGUUCUGAGUCAACCGGGGAGUUCCCGUAGAGCACGAGAUGCUGCGACCACCCUCUUGGUCUCGAGGUUCUAUUUUGAACUGAAAGAACUGCCUCAGAACACAACGGGCCCGUUUUGGUGUCGCGGUCUUAUCCGUUGCAAGGGAUCGGCUAAGGAUCUCAUCUUCGCACUCACCCGCCUCUAUCCCGAAGGAUUGACGUAUGUGUCGGGAAACAAUGUGGUAGACGAUUUCAAUGGUUUCGAUGAGCUCUGUGAAUCUUGUGGCAGCUAUCUUCGCCCCUUAUCGUUUCUAGUUCCUCACAUCAACCAUCCGGCAGAUCUGUUUCUACAAGCCUCGCCAACUAAGCGCUGGAGACUAAGCGGAUUUCCGGAAAGUCUGGCUACUUUUGCUGCUAAACAAGGGUUGACGUCUUCUUUUGGCCAUGGUAAUCACGGGCUUCCGAGUCGCAUUCCGUGCAGUGGCUGCGAUGCUUUGACUGGGCCGUCACAAAGUACCACCAAGCGACGCAGGCGCCCAUCUUCAACAACUGCAGGGGUAUCGAAAAAGUUCUGCCUUGCUUUUGAGCGUAGUGAUUAG
Messenger RNA from Penicillium olsonii, 3087 nucleotides. The record is from the annotation of a GenBank genome assembly. Lineage: Eukaryota; Fungi; Ascomycota; Eurotiomycetes; Eurotiales; Aspergillaceae.